Nicotiana attenuata is the source of this 921-nucleotide messenger RNA. RefSeq lists its product as uncharacterized. The transcript has a single exon. NCBI's taxonomy places the organism in Eukaryota, Viridiplantae, Streptophyta, Magnoliopsida, Solanales, Solanaceae. Bases 1 to 921 code for a protein of 306 amino acids. The record is from RefSeq and is a predicted model, not a curated record.
AUGCAAACAUACUGGGCUCAGAUUUUUAUAUUACCCAAGAAGGUUGUUCAACUCAUCACAAGUGUAUGCAGAACCUUCCUAUGGACUGGAAGUUGUGAAGCAUCAAGAAAAGCUCUAGUCUCCUGGGAAUCAUUGUGUAUGCCAAGAUCAGCUGGGGGCCUAAAGUUGAUAGACUAUACUUUGUGGAACAGGGCAGCCAUAUGCAAACUCAUAUGGGCAGUUUCUACAAGGAAGGAAUCACUAUGGGUGCAAUGGAUACAUGGUUAUUACGUAAAGAACAAGGAGAUAGAGUUCAUGAAAACACCUACACAGGCUUGCUGGCUUGUGAGGAAAAUACUUGAUGCAAGGAAAUGGUUUGGAAAUAGGAACUACAAGGUGGAACUGGAAAAAUGUAGCAAGGGUGAUAAAUUCAGCAUCAAGGCAGCCUAUCUAUCCUUUCAGCCACAGUAUCCAAAAAAUCAAUGGAAAAAUCUGACUAUGGAGGCAAGGCAAAUUUCUAGGCAUCAAUUCAUAUUAUGGCUAGCCAUAAAACAAAGGCUUGCAACUGUGGACAGACUAGAGAGAUGGGAAAUACAUGUACCAAAAGAAUGUGUGUUGUGCUCUACAGGAACUACAGAAACACUAGCUCAUUUAUUCUUUGAGUGUAAAUAUGCAAGAGAUAUCUGGUGUUCUCUAUUGAAGUGGAUGAAUGAAAAUAGAGCUCCUAAAACAUGGAGUGAGGAGGUAAGCUGGAUGACAAAGAGAUGCAAAGGAAGCAAAGCUAAAAGCCAAGUUCUAGCAUGGUUGUUUGUUGCAACAGUAUACCAUGUCUGGAUUGAAAGGAAUGCUAGAAGAUUUCAAAAUGAAAAGAGAGAGAGUCAUCAGAGACUUAAAGAAAUUAGCCUCCAACUGCACAUCAGAGGACAAUGUUAUAGCAAAUGA